AAACCAAACAAAAGCUAAUAAUCUAUUCACAUUCUGAUUCUUUUAUCGCACAUAUACGACUAUCGAUGCUGCUAUGGUUUCCAUUCCUGAGUUGCACUCUAACUUCUUCAUAAUCUCUUUAUCGUUAAAUCAUUACCAGUCUGUGCCGCAAGGAUUCAGGCAAUCGAAGGGUUUGAGCUUAUUGUUGGUGAAUUCGAGAAUCAAUAGAAACAAGCACACAAGAAUUUUCAUGGAGAUGCAGGGAAAUGGAAGUCCAACGACAAGUAAUCAGUCUACAAUUAACAUUCCACAUGUACUGACUGUUGCUGGCUCUGAUUCGGGUGCUGGCGCUGGAAUCCAAGCAGACCUUAAGGCUUGUGCUGCUCGUGGAGUGUACUGCUCUACUGUCAUAACUGCUGUUACUGCACAGAACACUGUUGGGGUUCAGGGUGUAAACGUUGUGCCUGAGGAUUUUGUUGCAGAGCAGAUGAAGUCUGUGCUAUCUGAUAUGCAUGUUGAUGUGGUGAAAACUGGUAUGUUACCUUCGAUUGGUAUAGUCAAGAUUCUUCAUCAACAUCUUAGGGAGUAUCCUGUUCGAGCUUUAGUGGUUGAUCCUGUUAUGGUGUCUACAAGUGGAGAUGUAUUGGCUGGUCCUUCUGUUCUUGCUGGGUUCAGAGAGGACCUUCUUCCUAUGGCCGACAUCAUAACUCCAAAUUUAAAAGAGGCGUCUGCUUUACUUGAUGGCGUGAAAAUAAAAACAGUUUCUGACAUGCGUUCUGCUGCAAAAUUGUUACAUGAUAUGGGCGUACGAAAUGUUCUUGUCAAAGGUGGAGACCUGCCUGAUUCAUUGGAUGCUGUUGAUAUCUUCUUUGAUGGUGAGCACUUAUAUGAGCUGCGUUCUUCACGCAUAAAAACUCGUAAUACACAUGGUACUGGUUGCACUUUGGCUUCAUGUAUUGCAGCUGAGCUGGCUAAAGGUGCUUCAAUGCUCGAGGCUGUUAAGGUAGCUAAAUGCUUUGUUGAGACUGCCUUGGAUUACAGCAAAGAGAUUUUCAUUGGAAAUGGUCCCCAGGGCCCCUUCGAUCACCUAAUGAAGCUUAAGAGUAACGCUCACAAUUCUGGUAGACAAGUCAGAUUCAAUCCUAGCGACCUAUUCUUGUAUGCUGUUACAGAUUCAGGUAUGAAUAGAAGGUGGGGUCAUUCUAUCUCAGAUGCUGUUAAAGCUGCUGUACAAGGAGGCGCCACCAUUGUCCAACUGAGAGAAAAGGAUAUUGAUACACGGGAUUUUGUCGAAGCAGCCAAGUCAUGUCUCCAAAUUUGCCGUGCCCAUGGAGUUCCAUUACUAAUAAAUGAUCGUAUUGAUGUUGCACUUGCUUGUGAUGCUGACGGUGUGCAUAUUGGCCAGUCUGACAUGCCAGCACAUACUGCACGUGCUCUCCUUGGACCUGAAAAGAUAAUUGGUGUCUCUUGCAAGACACCAGAGCAAGCAGAGCAAGCAUGGAUUGCUGGCGCUGAUUACAUUGGUUGUGGCGGUGUAUAUCCAACUAAUACAAAGGCAAACAAUCUCACUGUUGGCUUGGACGGUCUGAAAACUGUUUGUUUGGCUUCUAAGUUACCUGUGGUUGCAAUUGGCGGGAUCAAAGUUUCAAAUGCACGUCCGGUGAUGGAAAUUGGUGUACCAAACCUGAAAGGUGUUGCAGUUGUAUCUGCUAUAUUUGAUAGCGAAUGUGUGUUGACAGAAACUAGGAAGUUGCAUGCAGUGCUAACAGAGGCGACAGCAGCAGUGAAGUGAAACAUACCCGGAUAAGGCUUUGUCACAAAUUUCUCUAAAGUUUGAGUAUCAUAAUGGCUUUGGAGAUUGCGGCACUAGCAUGAUUAUGAUGUUCACUUUUCUUGUCAGUGGUUACAGAAGGCAACCCAUACUCACUAUUUUUUGAGUUCUCUGCACCUAAAUUUUAUAUAUUUUGCUUAGUCAGCAUGGGCGUUUGCUUGCUCAGUAUGGACAUUUGCCUUUUGUAAUAUUUACACAAGGUCGUUCUGUAAUGAUGCAAUGUGAUAUACUGCUCUUAAUUAAUUGAUGACAGCCCGCCAUGUGCUUCGCUUC
Molecule: messenger RNA, 2083 nt
Organism: Prunus mume (Japanese apricot)
Lineage: Eukaryota; Viridiplantae; Streptophyta; Magnoliopsida; Rosales; Rosaceae
Gene: TH1
Product: thiamine biosynthesis protein
Biological process (GO): thiamine biosynthetic process
Cellular component (GO): chloroplast
Molecular function (GO): hydroxymethylpyrimidine kinase activity; thiamine-phosphate diphosphorylase activity; phosphomethylpyrimidine kinase activity
Source: RefSeq, a predicted model, not a curated record